Molecule: messenger RNA, 2411 nt
Organism: Calypte anna (Anna's hummingbird)
Lineage: Eukaryota; Metazoa; Chordata; Aves; Apodiformes; Trochilidae
Gene: PDE7A
Product: phosphodiesterase 7A
Exons: 14
Coding region: 83-1570 (495 amino acids)
Molecular function (GO): 3',5'-cyclic-AMP phosphodiesterase activity
Source: RefSeq, a predicted model, not a curated record
CUGCGGCGAGCCCUGCGCGGGCAGGUGCGGCGGCGGGCGAGGCCGCUGCCCUGCUGGGGGUCGGCUCACGGAGGCUUCUUCAAUGGAAGUAUGUUACCAGCUGCCGGUGCUGCCGCUGGACAGGCCGGUGCCGCAGCAUGUCCUCAGCCGCAGAGGGGCCAUCAGCUUCAGCUCCAGCUCCGCGCUCUUCGGCUGCCCCAACCCCCGGCAGCUCUCGCAGAGACGUGGAGCAAUUUCCUAUGACAGCUCUGAUCAGACUGCGUUGUAUAUUCGUAUGCUAGGCUCUUGUGUAAUAUUCAAACAGCUGAGCACAAGAGAUGUGCGAGUAAGAAGUCGGGCAGGAUUUGAAACAGAGAGAAGAGGUUCUCAUCCAUACAUUGAUUUCCGUAUUUUUCACUCAAAUUCUGAAAUUGAGGUGUCUGUUUCUGCAAGAAAUGUGAGGCGGUUGCUCAGUUUCCAGCGAUACCUGAGAUCUUCCCGUUUUUUCCGUGGUAUCACUGUUCCAAAUUCUUCAAACAUUUUAGAUGAUGACUAUAAUGGACAAGCAAAGUGUAUGCUGGAGAAGGUUGGAAAUUGGAAUUUUGAUAUUUUUCUUUUUGAUAGACUGACAAAUGGAAACAGUCUAGUCAGCUUAACCUUUCAUCUGUUUAAUCUUCAUGGACUAAUUGAACACUUCCAGUUAGAUACGAUGAAACUUCGUAGAUUUUUGGUUAUGGUUCAAGAAGAUUAUCACAGUCAAAACCCUUAUCAUAAUGCAGUUCAUGCUGCUGAUGUGACUCAGGCCAUGCACUGUUACUUAAAAGAGCCCAAGCUUUCAAAGUCCUUAACUCCAUGGGAUGUUCUGCUUAGCUUAAUAGCAGCUGCCACACAUGAUUUGGAUCACCCAGGCGUUAACCAACCUUUCCUAAUUAAAACAAACCAUUACUUAGCAACUUUAUAUAAGAAUACCUCAGUAUUAGAGAACCAUCACUGGAGAUCAGCAGUGGGGUUGCUGAGAGAGUCUGGUUUAUUUGCACACAUGUCAUUAGAAAACAGGCAGCUGAUGGAAAGCCAGAUAGGUGAUCUCAUUCUUGCCACAGACAUCAGUCAGCAAAACGAGUAUCUGUCCAUGUUUCGAUCCCAUUUGGACAGAGGAGACCUAUGUUUAGAGAACGCCAACCAUCGUCACUUCAUUUUACAGAUGGCUUUGAAGUGUGCUGAUAUUUGUAAUCCCUGUCGGACGUGGGAGCUGAGUAAGCAGUGGAGUGAAAAAGUAACAGAAGAGUUCUUCCAUCAAGGAGAUAUUGAAAAAAAAUACCACUUGGGUGUGAGUCCGCUUUGUGACCGACAGACAGAAACUAUUGCCAACAUCCAGAUCGGUUUUAUGACCUACUUAGUGGAGCCACUGUUUGGGGAGUGGGCCCGUUUUUCAAACACGAGGCUGUCGCAGACAAUGCUUGGCCACCUGGGACUGAACAAGGCCAGCUGGAAGGGAGUGCAGAGGGAACAGUCUGGCAGCGGUGAUGAUGUUGACCCCACUUUUGAGGAAAUGGACUCAGACAUAUUACCUCAGGAACCUCGAUUGUCCUGACCUCAAUCUUCAUGACAAAACUGCCUCUUCUCUUUGGUAUCUGCACGGUUUGGAUUAAAGGAGAUAACUUGCCAGCUCAAGGUUUUUUUGGUAAAAUGGUAAAAUGAUGCCAGCAUUAUUUAUUUCCAAGUUUUCCUUUGACACAGACCAUUUGAACCAGAAUUUUUUUAGACUGCAAGAUCUGAACAUAGAGCAAUAUGCAUAUGCCUCAGUUGGUUUUCGUUCGGAACCUUGAAUAUGCAAAGCACAGCAGUGACCGAGCCUUGGAGGAACAGCACGAAAGCUUCAUUGUGCCACCUGGCUUUAUGGUUUUGUUGUUUUUUUUUGUUUUGGGUUUUUUUUUUUUGUGACAUUUGGAAUAUGGUCUUCAAAUCUAAGACUUGAGAUGGAUUAUUCCACUUUCUUGGAAUUUAGCAAGACUUGCAUAAAUGUGUUCAAAGCAUACUUUCCUUCCACUCAGUCCCUGUUUUAAUACGGAAAUGUGAAGUGCCCAUCCUCUGCUGCCUCUGGCAAGACUUGAUGUUUACAAAUGUACUCUGAAACUGUUGGUUCUAGACUUAACCUUUGCGCAUGGCUGUGAAGGAACCACUAACUCGGGUUUGGUUUUUGUUUGGUUGCUUUUUUGUUGGGUUGUUUUUUGUUUUUUUUUUUUUUCUUUUUUAAAAGAAAAAAAAAAAAAAGAUCAAAUUUGAGACUGCAGCUCUCGUUUCUUUGGAUGCCAGAAAAGCCUCCCAUUUGCCAUAAUUUUGUUUUGUUGUGCACUGGGAACUGAGCAUUCAUCAUAGAGCACAGCCAAGCUUUACUCCAGUGCUGUAUGGGAAUGCAAUUUUUUUUAACAGCA